UAUAAAAUUAUAACCUUUAAAGUUCUCUACUUUAUUGCAUUUCUGUCUCGUGCGUUGACCUCGACGUUCCCUGUUUUGGUUUUCAACUGCGUGUACUGACUUGCAUUUUUAAAUGACCUAAUUCUGGCCAGGUUUUUCAAUCAGAAGUAUUAUUUUUUGCCAGUAAGUCCAUGACAGAUACAUGAACUGAAGUUCCAAUGAUGUCUUUAAAGCCCCGCAACGUGGACUUCCAAGAAACAUGGGCCAACCUCAAGGAGACUGUCGCCGGUGUGGUAGGGCUCCGAGCCGUGGAGCGUGCUGUAUGGAACACCCGCUUCUCAGACGUUUACGCGCUGUGUGUGGCGCACCCUGAGCCUUUAGCUGAUAAACUGUAUGACGAGACCAGAAACUUUCUGGAAGAGCACGUGUCUGGUCUUCUAGAGAGAGUUAGAGGAACCGCCCCGUUGGAGAACAACGACCAUAACGAUGGCCUGUUGACAAGAUAUGUGUCGGCAUGGAGGGAAUACAGCCAGGGCGUGGCGUAUUUGAACAGUUUAUACUCUUAUCUCAAUCUGCAACACAUCAAGCGACAGAAGGUGUCUGAUGCGGAGAUUAUUUAUGGAUCAGCCGCUACAGUCAGCUGCCCCGAACACGACUCCCGUCAGCUUGAGGUUGGGGAAUUAGGUCUAGUUAUCUGGGAAAGAGUGUUAGUAACACCUCUGUCUCGAGCGUUGUCGUCCAGGAUCGUAUCGGCGCUGUCGGCGGCCAGGUCGUCGCCCCCCGAUCCCGCUCACGCCGACGUUUUAAGGACAGCUAUACACAGCACUGUUGAUGUACAAUCGUUUCGCGUGCGCUCACCCUUGGCUCUUUACCAACAACUGGUGCUAGAGCCGUAUCUGGAAGCGGCGGCGGACGCGCAUGCGCGACUGGCAGCUGAUCUGCUCAAAGACGGAGACAUAUCACACUAUAUGAAGCAUAUUCUUGAAGGCUUGGACCGCGAGAUAUCGCUGGGCGCGCGGUUCCUGCACUCGUCCUCCCCGGAGGCGGUGCGCGGCUGCUACGAGCGCGCCGCGGUGGCCGCGCACCUGCCCGCGCUGCACGCGCACACCGACGCGCUGCUGCGCGACCCGCACCAGCGACGCGAGGACCUGAAGCGCAUGUACCAGCUGCUGCGGCCGCUGGCGGGCGCGGGCGCGCUGCGGCCGCUGGUGGAGGCGGCGCAUGCGCAGGCCGCGCGCGAAGGCCGCCAGCUACUCGCCGCCACACACAACAAGGACGAGGCUCACAUACACUUCGUUACGUCAAUGCUGAGCCUGCACAGCAAGUACACAGAACUGUUUGCUGAUGUGUUCGGAGGCGCCCAGGCGUUCGUUGGGGCGUUGGACAAGGCGUGCAGUGAGGUCGUGAACGCCCGGCCCGCGCCUGAUGCGCCUGCGCGCGCGCCGGAGCUGCUGGCGCGCUACUGCGACUCCUUGCUACGGAAGCGAUCUGGCGGCGAAGCGGAGGCGGACGACAAACUCGCCGGCGCGAUUGUAGUCUUUAAAUACGUGUGCGAUAAGGACGUGUUUCAGAAAUACUACGCCAGAGCGUUGGCCAGGAGGCUUAUACAUCAACUGUCCACUUCUAUGGAACAGGAGGAAGCAAUGAUAAACAGAUUGAAAGCCGCGUGCGGAUACGAGUUCACGAACAAAUUGCAUCGUAUGUUUACUGACGUCACCGUGUCAGCUGAUCUUAAUGCCAAAUUCCAGCAACACUUGAGGGAUAAUAAACUCACUCUGAGCGCUGGAUUCUUUAUACAGGUGCUGCAGGCGGGCGCGUGGCCCCUGGGCGGGGCGAUGGCGCCGCUGGCCCCGCCCGCGCAGCUGGAGCGCCCCGCGCGGCUGUUCGAGGCCUUCUACAGGGCCUCCUUCAGCGGCCGCCGCCUGGCCUGGCUCCACCAUCUGUGCACCGGCGAGCUGCGGACCAGAUAUACACACAGGGUGUACCACAUAAGCGCCAGCACUCCUCAAUGUGCAUUACUAUUAGCCUUCGAGAAACAGGAUAGUGCUCAUUCCAACGACCUCAGAGAAGCUUUACAACUCACUGGCGACGCGUGGCCCCGCCACGUGCGGCCGCUGCUGGAGGCGGGGCUGCUGGCGUGCGACGCGGACGAGGUCGCCGACGACGGCCCGCACGGCACGCUCAGCCUCAACCUCGCCUUCACCUGCAAGCGGACCAGGGUGCGGCUCACGUGCGCCAACGCGCCUCACCAGCCAGGUGGCGCUGGCAACAGUGGCGGCGGCGAAUCGUCAGAAACGACACACUGCGACGACGACCGCAAGAUGUAUCUCCAAGCGGCACUCGUGCGCAUCAUGAAGCAGAGGAAGGUGUUAAGACACACAGAACUGAUCCAGGAGGUGGUAUCUCAGGCACGUGGCUCGUUCGCGCCCUCUGUGGCGAUGAUCAAGAAGUGUAUCGAGGCCCUCAUUGACAAGCAGUACCUGGAGAGGGCCCCGGGCACGCUGGACACGUACUCGUAUCUCGCGUAACAAAGGUGAUGUAACAGGUAGAAAAUCGAUUUUUCCAUUCAUCGAAUCGACAAAAAUUUACAUUCUGAGCUGGAUAUACGAAAAUGGAAACCAUUUAAUGACGGUUUUUAUCAGUACGGAACGCAGACAUCUGAAAAAUGUAUAGAUAGGAUAUAGUUUCGUUUAUAUCGUAUGUACAUAAACCUAUAGACUCUGGGGGGCUACCAUGAAACAUAAAACACGUAGCGCGACAAUGCGUCCCCACGUUCUCCAUUCGUUUUUACACGAUAAGGGGAAAACGGACGGCACGUGGACUUUAGUAACGUGCCACGUGUCUGUAUGUUUCAUAGUAGGCCUUCAGAAGUAACUUCGUUCAUUCUUGACACUCUCUUCGCUUACACUCGAUUAGAAUUUUCUGAUUUUCCCGCCAGAAUACGCCAAUGAAACGUCAUUUGUGUCAAAUAAUACAAUGUCAUUGAAAUUUGACACAUAUGUGUCAAUGGCCAAUGAAAGAAAACUAUAAACAAAAAGCUAGCGUUAAACAAAUCAAUUUCCAUACAACUUCCCGGCAUUUAAUAAAAAAUGGACAUACACGAUGAGGGACGAAAUAUAUAAGCGCUCUGUACGGUUCUUUCAUGUCAUUUCGUCUAUGGUCAAAUUUUUGUCUAUGGUCCGAUUGGACACCAAUGUCGUUUGAAUUUGACGGACGUGUCAAUGGCAACAAUUUUUAAUGUACUUUGGGGCCUGGAAUCUUCAGCCACAGUCUCCUGUAAUCUCACUGCAUCUCUAACCCUCAAACCCGAACACGACAAUAUAUGCAAACCAAGGUCAACCUCUGAAGAACUUUUAUUGGACAUUACUCUAUCAUAAUAUUGCAUUUUUUGUCAAUUUUUAUACCACCGUAUUAUAUUAUUCAGAUGUCUGCGAUGGGAUUUGUGUUUUUGUAACAUAAAAAUAGUUUUAUAUAAACAAAAUUGUAUUUAAUACACCACGAUGCUGUAAAUUUAUAUGAUUUAGCCUUUAUUGGCGCAGUGAUAGAGAAUAUGCGGGUCGACUGCGCGUCACAUUGCUCCGAUGCGCUCCGAUAUUUUUUGCGACGUAGUUACAUGUACGUCGACACAUCAAUGUCAAACCUGUGUAAUACGACGGAGCGGCAACGGGCGUCGACGCAACGGAGCAGUGAGGCCUUAAUGUGCAAGAGACAUUUUUCUCAUCAAAAUUAUAGGAUGACCUGAAAUUGGAAAAUUUUAGUUAUUUUCUUGUUUAUUUAACAGCAGCGACGUCCUCGCCGUGUCAUUAACCUUUGUAUGUAAACAUUUGUUUUAUUCAAAGAUAUACAUAAACUUAAUAAAUUGACAUCCAAUCGGUUGUAUGUAUGCAUGCAUAUUAAUGAACUCUUAAAACCCAUCUUAGUCAAAAUAUAUUUUGUAUUGUUCUUUUAAGGGCUAAUAGGAAAGGCACAAUCAUAUGUUCUUUAACCAAAAUACUUUUUAAUUUAUCGAUAGUAUAAAUUCAAGUCUUCAUACUUUUGUUAAUCUAACUCACGAACUGCUGAACAGAUGUUUAUGCAAUUUGUACACGAGUAAUGUAACUGGUAUGGGAAUAUUAUUAUCUCGAAAUCCCCACGGAAACAAAGCCGCGAGACUCAGUUAGCGUAAAACUGAAAUCUUUUCCGAGUUUGCGUGUUGAAAAGAAAAUUUAAUGCAAUUAAUAUAUAUAUAUAGUAGCAUAUCUAUUGUUUUGUUGAGAUCUUGUAGCUUGACCCUGUAAAUGUAAUCUUUAUUUAAUAAUUAGUUGUAAUAAAAACCAUGAAAACCAA
Molecule: messenger RNA, 4305 nt
Organism: Plodia interpunctella (Indianmeal moth)
Lineage: Eukaryota; Metazoa; Arthropoda; Insecta; Lepidoptera; Pyralidae
Gene: Cul2
Product: Cullin 2
Exons: 20
Coding region: 198-2507 (769 amino acids)
Biological process (GO): SCF-dependent proteasomal ubiquitin-dependent protein catabolic process; protein ubiquitination
Cellular component (GO): SCF ubiquitin ligase complex; Cul2-RING ubiquitin ligase complex
Molecular function (GO): protein-macromolecule adaptor activity; ubiquitin protein ligase binding
Source: RefSeq, a predicted model, not a curated record